AUGACUUCUUCUUUAACUAAUAUUCCAAUUUGUUUAUUUUGUAAUUGUCCAUCAUCCUGUAGUCUUGGUCAAGGUGAUUUAAUUUUAAUUCGUUCUCCGUCGGAUCAAUCCCAAAUAAUAAUUAAUUCUACACCUCGAACUCUUGAAAAUAUUCCAAUUGAAAAAAGAAAUAAUUUUAUAUUAGAAACUGGAAAAAUUAUAGUUCCUGUUGAUUCAGAAUUAUUUAAUAUUGGUUUUCAAACAUCAUCCGAUGUUAUAUUAAAUGGAAAUAUUUGGGUACAUGAAAGAUGUGUCAAAUGGUCAUUAGGCAAUAUAGAAAAAAUAAAUGAUUAUGAUCUUAUUCGAACAGCCAUUAUUGAUGCAAUUAAACAGAAAUGUACAAUAUGUGAUCGUUAUGGAGCUUCACUUUCUUGUCGAAAUGAAUCAUGUUCAUUAAAAUUUCAUUUACCAUGUGCACAAUCAUCGGGUUGUUUUUUUUCACAUUCACAAUUGACAUUACUUUGUCCACAACAUUUAGAUAUAGUUGUAUCGAUUUUUGGUGUUGAAUCAUCAUCAUGUGAAGCAUGUUCAGAACCUGGUGAUGUUCGUGGACAAUUAUUUUGUACAAAUUGUGAUAAACAUUAUCAUGCUGAAUGUCUUAUGCUUGAAUCAAAUCGUGUUGUACGUACAGGUUGGCGUUGUCCUGAUUGUAAAAUUUGUCAAACAUGUCGACAAUCAGGUGAUGAUGCUGAAAUGAUUAUGUGUAAUGUAUGUGAUAAAGGUUAUCAUACAUUUUGUUUACGUAAUCAAUCAAUACCAAAAGAUGGUUGGAGUUGUUCAAGUUGUUUAUCAUUAACAAAUAAAAAUUCAUCAUCAAAAUCUAUUUGUUCAUUAUGUCAAAAUGAAAUUUUAUCAAAACAAAAUAUACGUCAAUGUCAUGUAUGUCAAAUACGUGUACAUUCAAUAUGUCAUUCAAUAAAUGAUGAUUAUUAUGAUGAUGAUACAGCAUAUAUGUGUAGAUCAUGUUCAAUAUCAUCUAUAACAACAUUACCUAUGGAUGAUCGAGAUGAUGAUGAUGAUGAUGGACAACAUAAAGAAAUUUAUCGUUCAUCAUCAAAUUCUAAAAUGAAUAGAUUAUUAAGUAAAUCACAAAAAUCAAGUAAUUCACCUACAACGUCACCAAGUAGUGGUAUAUCAACUCGUAAACGUCGUAGUAUUGAUUAUAGUCAACAAUCAUCACUUGAAUAUACACCCGGUGGUGGUGAUAGUAAUGAAAUGUCAACACCAAUAACAAAUAUUCCACAACAAGAAACUCCAUUUAUAUUUGAAUCCUUAUCAAGUAUAAAAGAUGAAUCAUCUGAACAUUCAAUGGAUUUACCUAUAUCAACAACAAUAAAUAUACCAAUAAAACAAGAAGAUGAUGAACAACCUGUAUUACAACAACCAAUUAAAUCUUUACGUACACAAACAAGUCAAAAAUCUGGUAAAGGAAAACCUGUUUUUGAAAAUCGUUCAUAUGCUGGGGAAAUAAGUAAAAAACGAGCUAGACGAACAUUAAAUAAUGGUCAUCGUCGUGCAUCAUCACCACAAUCAUCAACUGGUGUAACUCAAUUAACUGGUACAAAUCCACCACGUACAGGUACAACAGCUGGUACUGGUUGUCGUGGUCGUCCACCAAAAAUUCGAAAAGAAAUUCCUAUUCAACCAUCAAAUAUUGAUGAAACAUCAAUAACACCAAUGAAUGUAUUAAAUACAAGUGGUGGUAGUACAGGUAGUUCAUAUACAGUUGGAGCUGUUAAACGUGAUGAUGAUGAACAUCAUGCUGUAACUGUACUUUGUUCAACUGAUGAAUUAUAUACAUUAGGACAAGAUAUGUGUGUUAGUUGUGGAAGUUUUGGUUUAGAUGAAGAAGGACGUUUAAUAUCAUGUACACAAUGUGGACAAUCUUAUCAUUCAUAUUGUGCUGGAUUAAAUAAAUUAUCAAAAGUUAUAUUAAAACAAGGAUGGCGUUGUUUGGAUUGUACUGUAUGUGAAGGUUGUGGUAAACCAACAGAUGAAUCUCGUUUAUUAUUAUGUGAUGAUUGUGAUAUAUCUUAUCAUACAUAUUGUUUACAACCACCACUUGAUCAAGUACCAAAAGGCAAUUGGAAAUGUCAAUGGUGUGUUCGUUGUCUUAAAUGUGGUUCAACAAAUCCAGGCCCAGUUGGUUCAUGUUGUUUAUGGGAAAAUAAUUAUACUGAAUGUGCACCAUGUCAUUCACUUGUUAUAUGUCCUGCUUGUUCUAAACCUUAUCGAACCGAUGAACUUAUUGUACAAUGUACAUUAUGUGAACGUUGGUUACAUGGUUCAUGUGAACAUAUUUUAUCUGAAGAUUCAACAUUAUCAACAACAGGCGAUUUUAUAUGUUCAUUAUGUCGACCAACAGCAACAUUAACAUCAACAAAUGAAAUAUUACCAUCAUCAUCAUCACCAAAAUCUUCAUCACCAUCUGAUCAAGCACCAUUAUUAGUUGUUGCAACAAAUUCAACAACAACAACAACAACAACAACAACAGCUACAGCAACACUAACACCAACACCAACACAACCACAAUUACCAACACCAAAAGCAACAAAAUUAGAUGAAGGUGUUUAUUUAACUGAUACUGGUUUAGCACAAUUAAAAUCAAUUCGUGUUAAACCAUUACCAAAAAAAUCAACAGCUGGAACAUCUAUAACAACAAAUACAAAAUCAAAACGUGGUGGUCUAGCAAAUUAUAUUAUGGGUGGUGUUAAACGAAAUAAUUCAAAUUCUAUACAAGAUGAUGAUAUGAUGGGUAAUAGUGCAACUGGUGGUGGAAGUGGUACAAGUGAUGAUGAAGGAACAAAGAAAACAACUGCUACGGUACCAACUGCAAAAGCAGCCAAAGGUUAUACGGGUAUUGGUGGUUUUCAUGUUAAAAUUCGUGGUCAACGUCGUCGUCAAGAUCUUUCAUCAUUAACAACUGAUAUUGGUCAAGAUGAUAAUAUUCAUGAUGAAUCUACAUCAACAACAAAUAAACGUAAACGUGAUCGUCGUCCAUUAAAAAAGAAAAGUGUUCUUGAAGAAUAUAUGCCACCAGAAAUGCAAGAAGCAUUUUUUGGUAGUGAUCUCGCUGAAAAAAGUCGUCUUAUGGCACAAAAUCAUAUACCUAUUGUACCAUUACAAUUAAAUAAUGAAACAACAAUUAAUAGUAAUAAUAAUAAUGAAUAUACAAUUAAAUUAGAUCAUGAUACAGUUAAUCGAUUUUUAAUAAAGAAAGCCACUAAAUUAGCUUUAGCUGUUAAAGAAGAACAACGACAGCAACAACAACAACCACCACCACCACCACCAAUUGCACCUUUACCAACUCCAACAAAUUCUCUUCAACCACCACCAACUAUACCAACAACUGAGGAUGAAAAUGAUAUGCAAGCUAUUUUAGAUAAUGAAGAAUUUUGUAAUUUUGUUGAAUAUAUGAUGAGUAGUUCAAAAGCAACACAAGAUCCAAUGUUACCACUUUGUGGUCCAACUGAUAUUGAAGAUUUUCUUGAAUUUAUUGAACAUCCUGAAACACAUAAUGAAUUACAAGCUGUUGAUCUUCUUAAUAAUUCAAAUUCAACGAAUCAAAAUCCUUCUAUAUCAAAUACAAAUAAUCCUGUACAAGUUAUACAAUCUCAUCAAACAACAAUGAUAACUUCAACAACAUCAUCUCAUCAUUCAACAAAUACUCAAGUACCAUUGGCAACACCUACAUCAAAUCUUGUUGUUAUGGCAACAAAUGUUAAUGAUAAUUCAAAACAAAUUAUUAAUAAUUUAGCAAGAGAAAUGAUGGAAUCAACUGGUUUACAUACGACAACAACAUCUUCAAUUCUAUCACAAACAAAUAUUCAAAGUGCUGGUCUUAUUGUUAAACAAGAAUAUCAUGAUCAUACACAUCAACAAAGUCCAUUAAUGAUAUCUCAACAACAACAAAAUUGGUCUCAACAACAGACAAUGUUACGUAUGCCAUUAAUGCCAACAACAUCAACACCAACACCAACACCAACACCAGCUAGUACAACUCCAACACAAGAUCGAUCAGGAUCAACAACUGGUGAACAUACAAAUUUAAUGGAACGAACACGUGAAGAUGAAACAUUAGGAACAAAUGCAACAAUGUCAAAUGUUCUUUAUUGUAAUCUUCAUCAUCCUGAAUUGAAACAACAAUUUCCUGAUUUCAAUGAACGAUUUAAACAAAUGAAAAAAAUUUGGCGUAAAGUUCCAACAGAUGCUAAACAAACUUACACUCAACGAGCACGUCUUAAUCGAACAAAACGACGUGCAUUAAAAAGUACAACAAGUCAAUCAUCAACAACAUCAAAAGGUACAAAAAGAAAAAAUUCUUCAAAACAACAAUCAAGUGAACCUGAAGAUAAUAAUAAUGAUAUUGGAGCUGGUAGUGAAAGUCGUUCAUCAACACCAUCAUCAUCAACAACAAAUGAAACAACAACAGCAGCAGCAACAACAACAGUUGUUGUUCAUCCAAAUGAACAUCAAGAACAUCCAACAACCACACAUAUUUAUCAACAAUCAAGACAAAUGUAUUCACCUGGAAGUAGUAAUUUAAUGGUGUCAACACCAAAUAAUCCUACGAAUUUUCAUCAUCAACCUUAUGCAACACAACAACAACAAAUGCAAAGACCACAACAACAAGGAUAUAAUACAUCGGUUUCUGCACCCACUGGUUAUCCACCACAACAACGAUUUAAUUUUCCACCACAACAACAAGUACAACCACAGCAGCAACAACAACAACAACAAUCUCAAAAUUCACCUUAUUUUGAAUAUACACCAUCAACACCACGUCCUGUACCUCAUCAAACAUCAUCAACUGAAUCAACACCUAUUCUUCAUUCGAAUACAACAACAAAUACAAAUCCAAUACGUAAAUCAACUUCAUCAUCAGAUGCUACAACACCAUAUCAUCAUGUAUCGCCUAUGGAUGAAACAUCUCCAUAUCAUCAACAACAAUCACCAUAUACAAAUCAAAAUCAAAUGAAACCACAGCAACAGCAACAACAAUUAUUACCCCGUGGUAUGACACCAAGACCACAACAAAUAAUGCCAAGAUUUCCACAACAAGAUACAACUAAUUUUGUUCGUACACCAUCAUCAGCAGGUGCUCCUGGUCAACCAACAAGAUUUAUAUUUGCAUCACCACCUAAUCAACAAACACAACAACAAACAACACAUUAUGUGCAAUAUACACAACAAGGACAAGGACAACAUACUGUUGUUGUACAACAAGGAACAAAUGAAACAUUUCAAAGAAUGUCUGAAAGUCCAGCUCAUCAACAUAUGCAACAACAACAUCAAUUAUCACCUCAAUUUAGUCCUCAUCAUCAUCCAAUGACACCAAAUCCUCAACAACAUCCAAUGGCUAUGCAACAACAACAGCAACAACUUCAUAUGUCUCCAUAUUCAUCUCAACAGCAACAAUCAAUGCAUCAUCCACAUUCACAACAAACACAACAUUCACCAACAAUUGUUGUUCAACCACCACCACCACAAUUUUCUCCCUCAUCUGUUCAUCAUCAUCAAUUAACAUUAACAACAACAAGUGGUCAUCAAUCACCACCAAAUGAUCCUAAUAAACGACAAAUACAAAUGCAAAAACCACCACAACAACAAUUACUUGUUAAACAUGAAACAGUGUCAUAUGAUGAACAACAAAUUAAAACUGAAGUACAUGAUGAUUCAUUAAAUGAAUCAAUCAAUACAAGUAAAAUUCGUGCUGAUCCAUAUCAAUCUGUACCACCUCAUGUUCUUGAACAAAUCGAUGAAGUUAUAAGCGAUGUUAUUUCCGGUGCCGGUAUGAUUCCUCAUGAAGUAUCUUCUAACACUCAUCCACCAUCCACACCUGUUCAAAUAGUUCCAUUAACUCAAUCUAAAAUUCAACCUCAACAUAUGAUUACAACUCAUCAUCCAUAUGUUCAACAACAACAACAAAUACAUGAAUGGUCUAAUUAUCAACAACAACCAACAUUAAAUAUAGCUGCUAUGCGUGGUCCACCAUCAUAUACACAUUAUCAUUCACAACAACAACAACAUCAUCAUGAUCUUUUACCAGCAACAACAAAUGUUAUUAAUACAGCUGGUGUACCACAUCCGGAACAACAACAAAUUGUUGCUGAACGUAUAUCAUCUAUUUUAGCAUCAUCACCACAUGAACAACAACAAACAAAUGUAUCACAAACACCGAUACAAAUAAAACGUGCUUGGCCAAUGAAUCAACAUCAACAAAGUGAUAGUCAUUUUCUUGAUCUAUUUUCACAUCCAACAAUAAUGACAAUCGCCGUAAAUGGCGAUGCUGUAUCGUCCACUGAUCCAUCAAUUUCCCUUGAAGAUUUACUCGAACGAGAUUUCAAAGAUAAACAACAACAGCAGCAACAACAGCAACAACAACAACAACAACAACAAUCAUCUACUUCAAAUGAAUGGACAGUUGAACGUAAUACAAAAUCUUCAACAAAUUCUACAACACAACAAACACCAUUAACACUUGCACAUGCUGUUCAUCUUCUUCAACAAGCUAUAACACAUCCAUUAUAUCAACAGUCUCCACCACCAGAAUUAAGUGGUCUUGUUAGUGUUGGACGUGAUAAUGAUUUAACAAAAAUUGAUGCUAAUAUAAAUGAAGAACAAUUUGAACGUUAUGCUCGUUGGUUAAAACAACGACGAGAAAUAAAUAGUUUAAGAAUCAAAGCUGAUGAAACAAAUUUAGCAGAUAUUAAAAAAAAGAGAAAUAUUUUACUUAAAAAACAAAAACAAUCUUUAUGUACACCUGAAGAAGAACAAGAAAUGCCACGUUUAUCUCAACAACAAACAGAAUAUUCACGUACAUUAACAGCAAUGCGUAAAGAACGAAAACAAUUCGAUGAAUUAGAACAAGCUUUUCUUGUUUAUAAACAAAGUCGUUUAAAUGCUUUAUAUCCUCCAAAAUUAUCACCUGUAUCAACUGAACAACAUCCAGAAACAAUUGUUCGUAUGAUGUCAAUGACGAAUACUCCUCAGACAUCUAUUCAACCAUUACAACGAUUUCUUUCUGAACAUCCUUCAACAACAAUGACAUUUACAUCAACAUCAAAUCCGGAUGAACAAGAAGAUUUUACUGCUGAUGAUCAAACAUCAUUAUCACCAUCAAUUUCAACUGAUUUACAACAAAAACAAACAGCAUAUGUACAACAAGAAAAUAAAUUGAUUAAUUCAACAUUACCAUCAUUACAUAGUUCAUCAUCACCAUCAUCUUCAUUUUUAACACCAAUGCAACCAUUCUCAUCAUCAAAUAAUGACCCAUCAUUAUCAUCAAUUGAACAUCAUCAAAUGACAAGUAGUCCUAAUCAUGAAAAUGAAACAAUACCAUUUGAACCAUGUCGAACAUCACCACAUGCUCCCAAUGAUGACGAAUCUGUAACUGCAACAUCAGUUAAAUUAAACAUUCAAUCGAAUGUUGUUGAUGUGCUUGAGCAAUGA
Molecule: messenger RNA, 7491 nt
Organism: Rotaria sp. Silwood1
Lineage: Eukaryota; Metazoa; Rotifera; Eurotatoria; Philodinida; Philodinidae
Source: the annotation of a GenBank genome assembly